Messenger RNA from Dufourea novaeangliae, 516 nucleotides. RefSeq lists its product as uncharacterized. NCBI's taxonomy places the organism in Eukaryota, Metazoa, Arthropoda, Insecta, Hymenoptera, Halictidae. The record is from RefSeq and is a predicted model, not a curated record. The transcript has 3 exons. The coding region runs from base 1 to 516 and encodes 171 amino acids.
AUGGACGAGAUGCGUGGCUUGAGCGAGCUGCCGAUGAGCGAAUUGAUCCAUAUGAAGUCUUCCUUCGGGGGCGAAGAAGACUUCCUCGAGGAGGAUGAUGAAGCCAGUGAGAUAUCGAGUAGAGCGUUAUCCCUCUCGCUACCAAUGGCGUUUCCCUUAAAGAGAAAUAUUAAGAAGAACAACGAAAGGCCAAUGAGAAGAUACGGGGAGCACUACGAGGAGAAAGGAAAAGACACGAAAAUCUCACAAAUAUUCCAGCUGGCGGUCACGGCGUUAUCGUUUCUGGCUUUCGGCGGGUAUUUGCUCACGCUCAUAAUAACAGCUAUUCGCCGAAACUCGGGAAACAUGAACAACGGAAAUGUGAUUGUUCUAUCGAGCUUGCAGGGACUGCAGCAGAGCUAUAAUCGGCCGAAGAGGAACGUCUUCGUCUUCGAUCCUGCAGAAAACGAUUUCGAGAUCGAGAAGCUUUAUCAGGGAAUGAUCAUGUUGUCGCGGUCUUAUGCGAUGUACAAUUAA